This is a messenger RNA of Daktulosphaira vitifoliae (grape phylloxera), 1066 nucleotides long. RefSeq lists its product as uncharacterized. The record is from RefSeq and is a predicted model, not a curated record. The transcript is spliced from 6 exons. Lineage: Eukaryota; Metazoa; Arthropoda; Insecta; Hemiptera; Phylloxeridae. The coding region runs from base 280 to 1044 and encodes 254 amino acids.
AGUAUCAAAAAAAAAUUUUUCUUGUGCUAAAAUCUGUGAUAAAAAUUUUUGUGAAUCGAAAUAUUAUGUUUACUUAAAUUAUUGAUUACUACUCAAUGAGUAGUAUCUUUUAAGACUGUCUAUUGAAAACACAGGAUUUAUUUAUUUAUUUUGUGAUUCUAUUAUUUAUUUAAGAAGUGUAUUUCAAGUAAGUUUUCCAAUAGUUAAAGUUGCUAUUUUUUUAGUAUAUUUUUUUUGUAAAAAUUAAGUAUAGGAACUUUUUUAUUUGUAAAAAUAAUUAUGGCAGAAACAACAUGUUGUUGUGGUUGCAGUACUGUUCGAGUUGGAACGCGUGUAAUAGCUACUUUAUAUUUUUGGAUUUCCUUAUUACCUAUGAUAUUUUCUGUGCUUAAUAUACAAAAUGUUCCACAUACUCUAAAAAAUGUGCCGUUUAAUUAUUUAUUGAGAGCGGAAAAUGAAGAUGCUAUUAAAGCUGAAAAUCAAUAUCUGUCAUCAUUAUUAAAUAAGUUGGUCAUACAUUUUUUAUUUCUAUAUGUUAAUUACCAUUUACGCAAAGCCACUUAUGAACACAACGUACAAAUUAUAUAUCAGUGGUUGGUUGUUAAUAACAUUUAUUUUGUCUUCUCAAUACUCGUCUUAAUUUUUGCAACUUUUAGACUUGAAUCAUUAGAAAUAUUUAUGGGUGCAAUCCCAGUAGUUUUACUUAUGGGCUACUCAAUUUAUAUUGUUCAAUGCUUUUAUCAAGAUGAACUCAAAUUUUUGAAUAACCAUUGUUCUACUACAACUAUUACUGUCAAUGGUCCUCCAUAUGCAACAUUAAAUUCAACAAUUCCAAACACACAUUAUAUUGUACAGCCACCAAUAAUCCAACAUCCUGUUCAUCAAGCACCAGCCCCACCUUAUCCACAACAAUCAUAUGCAAGUCAACCGCCACAGUAUCCACAUAUUCAGAUACCACAGUUUACUGAACCACAACCUCCAGAAUUCUGUAACCCUCCUCCAUACUCACCUUAUAGUGGAACAGAGGGCACAUCUACAAAAUAAAUCAAAAUUUCAUUUCUCUUAA